GAAACUCCAAUACAUUCAAAGAAUUAGCGCAGAAAAACAGCAUAUAUACAUACCCACUAAGCUUUUGCGUAACCGAGGAAUAAACGAUCAACCGUUCACAAGAGUUGCGAUUAGAAUUUAGUUGAGUUUUAAGAAACUUCAACAGAAAUCUCCAUGCGCUGCCCUGUUGAGUAUUUAGCCGAUAAGUAGUUUGCAGGGAAUUAAGUAAUCAUUAAUGGAUAAUGGAAAAAUAUCACUUUGCUAUCAAUAUGGACCAGUCAUUUUUGAUGUCAUCAAUUUAUAUGUACGACAGCGUUUGAAUUUUGGAACGUGAAUUUCAUUUUCAUCAAAGUUAGCAUCCACGCAGAGUUGAUUCCACAAUAUAAUGCAUUUUCUAUCCAAGACCACCACUAUUUACUUUUGACAUUUGUGCCCACUGUCAAAUAUCAACCUCAAUAGGAAUUUGGUUUGCUACAACAAAAACUUAUUAGUUAGAUUGGUUAAGUUCGCAAGGUAGUUUUUACACAACUAAAUAGCGCUAUACAAUGGCUCAUAAAUGUGAAACGUUAGAUUGUGGCAAAGAAGCUACCCUGCAAUGUCCAACGUGUUUGAAGUUGGGCAUACCAGGAUCCUAUUUUUGUUCGCAAGUUUGUUUUAAAGGAUUCUGGAAGGAGCAUAAAGUUAUCCAUGCUCUGGCCGAAGGCGCAGCAAAACCAAAGGUAGAUAACACUGAAGCUGGUUACAAUCCCUGGCCACAUUACCGUUUUACUGGUAAGUUACGCCCAUAUCCGCAGACAUCUAAACGCAACGUGCCCGAGAAUAUAGAGCGGCCCGACUAUGCAGAUCAUCCAUCUGGUCGGGCUGCAUCGGAAGAAGCCAUGCGAGGAAACACUUCAAUUAAAGUACUGGAUGACGAUGAAAUUGAAGCAAUGCGCGUAGCUAGUAGGCUUGGUCGCGAAUGUUUGGAUGAGGCAGGAAAAGCUGUAGAAGUCGGAGUAACCACGGACGAGUUAGAUCGACUCGUACAUGAGGCCGCAAUUGAACGCGAUUGUUAUCCAUCACCACUGAACUAUUACAAUUUUCCUAAGUCUUGUUGUACCUCAGUUAAUGAGGUAAUUUGUCAUGGAAUACCUGAUUUGCGUCCAUUACAAGAUGGUGAUAUUUGCAACAUUGAUGUUACCGUCUACCAUCACGGGUUUCAUGGUGAUCUUAACGAAACCUUCUUUGUUGGUAAUGUUUCCGAAAAACACAAGAAGUUAGUACGAGUCACGUAUGAAUCGUUAUGCAAAGCCAUCGAAUUGGUGAGGCCUGGCGUAAAAUAUAGGGAAAUCGGCAACGUAAUACAAAAACAUGUGGCGCCCCAUGGUUUCAGCGUUGUGAAGAGCUACUGUGGCCAUGGUAUCCAUCGGCUAUUCCAUACCGCUCCUAAUGUACCACACUAUGCCAAGAACUCUGCUGUUGGUGUUAUGAAAGCUGGGCAUUGCUUUACAAUUGAACCAAUGAUAUCAGAAGGCGUAUCGAAAAAUGAACAAUGGCCCGAUAACUGGACUGCCGUGACUGGAGAUGGGCUUUAUUCUGCACAAUUUGAACAAACUCUAUUGGUAACAGAUAAUGGUUGUGAAAUUUUAACGCGUCGUCGAGAACACAAUGGUCAACCAUGGUUCAUGGAUAAAAUAUAGAUGAUAAGAAACCAUCAAGCAUCAACAGUAAAUGCCAAUACAAAAUGCUGACGAAGACACUACCACGAAAGACACUCCUUCGAUAUUGAGUUCAAGUGUCAUGCACUACUUCUAUGCCUUUCUCGUUCGUUAAAAGUCUUUAAUUUUAAAAUAGCGUUUUUACAAAUUGAUAAGACAUAUAUAUUUAAUAAAUCGUUGCUAAAAGCUA
Molecule: messenger RNA, 1866 nt
Organism: Bactrocera dorsalis (oriental fruit fly)
Lineage: Eukaryota; Metazoa; Arthropoda; Insecta; Diptera; Tephritidae
Product: methionine aminopeptidase 1
Exons: 5
Coding region: 525-1658 (377 amino acids)
Biological process (GO): proteolysis
Molecular function (GO): metalloaminopeptidase activity
Source: RefSeq, a predicted model, not a curated record